AUGACCAGACCAAAACAAUACGGCAAAGUCGUACGACGGAAGCCAAGUAGGGCUCCGAGAGUGACGCCGACGACGGCCACGGCGACGACGACCCCGGCGACGAUGGCCAUGACGACGGCGACGGUGGCCCCGGCGAUGGCUUCGACGGUGGCCCCGGCGACGACGGAGACGGUGGCCCCGGCGAUGACGGAGACGGCCCCGGCGACGAUUUCGACGGUGGCCCCGCCGAUGACGGCAACGGUGGCCCCGGAGACGACGGCGACGGUGGUCCCGUCCACGACGGAGACGGUGUCCGCGGCGACGGCUUCGACGGUGCCCCCGCCGACGACGGCGACGGUGGCCCCGACGGCGCACAGUGGGGCCAAAUGA
Molecule: messenger RNA, 369 nt
Organism: Ooceraea biroi (clonal raider ant)
Lineage: Eukaryota; Metazoa; Arthropoda; Insecta; Hymenoptera; Formicidae
Product: alpha-amylase
Source: RefSeq, a predicted model, not a curated record